CGCAGACGGCCAGUUAAACGAUCUGGACUAUACAAGUAAAGACACCAUUUAUUUUUUUUAAGAACAACAAGUAUAUGUUUAUGUUAUAUUUUAAUUAUUUUUGGUCAAGUAUUGCAUCAGUGGCUGACUUACUAAACUGGAUGUGUGUGUGUUUUUUUUUUUUUUUUUUACUUGUAGCAUCUAUGGUCUUGCGUUCUAAACUCAAUUCGUUCUUUGUCGGUUCGAUUUUUAAACCGCUCGGAAAUUCCACGAUGUAAGUAAUGCUUCACAUCUAGGGGAUUCUUUUUCUGUCUUUUUCUCGGAUUGAUGACAGCGUUUUGGUCUUUGCCGAAGCAACAAAAAAAAAGUUUGUUACAAGCCUGUGGGCAGUGGAAAUAGAGACAAAAUAGGGAUGCUUUAAGGAGGCGCUUAGCUGGCUGCUGCAGUUUGGUAUCCGCUGCCUAACAGAAACUGAAUGAAGCAGUUUCCACGAGGAAAGUUAGCCCUGCAAUGUGUAUCAGCUGUGCUCCAUGAAGACUCACUGAGGGGGUGCAGGGGGGACCUUGGAAGAUUGGAAGCAUUCAUAAAGAACCAGUCUAUUGAGACAUAGUGCCCUACAACCAAAUCUAAGAAUGAGGAGCAGAUACACAAUAUUCCUAGUGUUUGUAGUGGCCCUUGUCAUCAUUGAGAAGGAAAAUAAUAUUAUUUCAAGGGUAUCAGACAAGCUAACACCACGACAGACUCCACAAACACCACUUUACCCAAAUGAUUCAAUAUCUGUUUUUCUCACACAAAAUGGCUCCUAUUCAUCACUCAGUGAGCUGGACCCAGCGUUCAAGCAUUUGAAGAACCGUUUAGAAAACUAUGCACUGCAGUUUCUGCAUCAGGUAGACAAUGAGCGGUCUAAUCCAAGGAAGCACAUCUUACUGAUGGCAACAACAAGGACUGGUUCCUCCUUUGUGGGAGAGUUUUUCAACCAACAAGGUAGUAACAUGUUUUACCUGUUUGAGCCUUUGUGGCACGUCGAGAAGAUGGUAACAUUUGAAGCCAGGGGAGCCAAUGCAGUGGCUGCAUCCAUUGUCUACCGGGAUAUACUCCAGCAGCUUUUCCUCUGUGAUCUCCAUGUGCUAGAGCACUUCAUAAGCCCGCUUCCAGAGCAUCAUAUCACUCCUUCCUUGUUUCGUAGGGGAUCUAGCACAUCCCUCUGUGAAGACCCUGUCUGUACUCCGUUUGUGAAGAAGACCUUUGAGAAAUAUCACUGUAAGAACCGCCGCUGUGGGCCAUUGAACUUGACCUUGGCUGCAGAGUCUUGUCUCAGUAAGCAACACAGGGCCAUUAAAACAGUCCGUGUCCGGCAGCUGGAGUCCCUGCGGCCCCUCCUUGAAGACUCCCGAUUGCAUAUGAAAAUUAUCCAAUUGGUGCGUGACCCCAGAGCCAUCUUGGCCUCCAGGAUGGUGGCUUUCUCCUCUAAAUACGAGAAUUGGAAAAAAUGGGCAGUCAAUGGCGAGGUCCCCAUUGAAGAUGAAGAGGUGCAAAAGUUGAAAGGCAACUGUGAAAAUAUCCGUCUGUCAGCAGAGGUUGGCUUGAGUCAGCCUUCGUGGCUGAAGGCACGCUACAUGCUCGUGCGCUAUGAGGACAUAGCCAGAUAUCCAAUGCAGAAAGCAGCAGAAAUGUACAGGUUCACUGGGAUUCCUUUUACUCGUCAGGUAAAGGAAUGGAUUCUUAAAAACACUCAAGGCUCCAAAGAAAGUGGGGGAGUGUAUUCAACCAAAAAGAACUCAUCUGAGCAGUUUGAAAAAUGGAGGUUCCGUAUGCCUUACCAGCUGGCACAGGUUGUUCAAAAAGUAUGUGGGCCUGCAAUGGAAUUGUUUGGUUAUAAAUUGAUUGAGGACCCAAUGAUCCUGACAAACAGGUCCAUCAGUUUGCUAGAAGAAAAGGUGUUUCAUUUUACCUAUUUAUAAAUCCUAAGAAAAGGAAAAGUUUGUUCAAAAGUCUUCACCAUAGGUUUAGACCUCAAGGUCCUUUUAGCAUGAAAUGUGUAUAUUAUACUGGAUAGGUGUCUGAAGGUUAAUGGACUUGUUGCUUUUCCCACUAAAGAAUUACUUGGGGAUAUGUAGGGAUUAAAAUUUACUGAGUCUGUAAAGUGGGAAGACCAAAGCAAAGGAUUACAGUAUGUAUUAAUUGUAGCUUUAAACUGUACAAAGUUUGCUAAGUAGCAACUGAAGAUUGAAACUGUUUAGUUAAUGUUUUGUAAAUCCUACCCCUUAUUGUUUCAGUUACUGGGAUUUAUAUUUUCUUUCUAAACAGCGGUAGAAUUAGAAUGCUAGAUCAUUAGAACAGGUCUCAGCAAAAUAAAACCAGUGUUUCUAAUGAUAGAUGUUAGUCUCAUUCGAUCCACAAUUUCAAUCAAUUGUAUAGAACCUACUCUAAAUUAUGUAGCAGUUUGCCUGUCUAACAUGUUAGACACAGACAAACUGCAGACGUGCAAGGGUUUCUGUUGAGACAUACAUGCUAAUAGUGUAUUUUAUAAAAAGCUAAAUCUGUAUUUAUUAAAAAAUAACAUUAUUUUAUUACAGGGAAGCAAAACUUAACCAAAACACGAAGUCAGCUUAGAUGUGAUUUUUUUUUUUUUUUGCUCUAAUUUAGGAAGGUCAGAUUUACACACAAAAAAACCGAACACACUUUGCUUUUGUAAUGACUUUGUAAAUAACAGUUUCAAGUGACUUAUUGAAAAAGCUCAGGGUGAAAUUAGUGAUCCUGAUGGCAAUGUGAGGCGUUUGGAUUGGAUAAAUUAGAGAAUAUAUUAACUUGAGCUUUAGGUCUGCAUUGUAAAUAGGAAUGUGUUUGUUUAAGGUUAACUAGAUGGUAUGGCAAAUAUCUUUUUUUUACCUUUUGGAAACAUCUAGCACAGAAUUAUACUGACUUAAUGAGUGGGCUGUAGUGGUGGUGAAGUUAUACCACGGACGGCAACGUGAAUGUAGGUCUUGGUGACCUACUUUUACAAUACUGACCUGAUUGUUUAAGCUGUUGAAGGCUAAAUCUUAGGAAACACUGGUUUUCAUAUAACUAUGCAAGGUUUAUAGCGGACCAGAGGUAUAGGUCUCUAAAAUGAAUUUCACUUGUGUGACACCAAAGAUUUGUUUUAAAAGUUGCAAUUUUGAAGCUGCUUUAAAGACCCAUGAGAAAACUUGAAAAUAAAUUGCUAAUAUAUAUUUGAAGUAGGGGGGGUGGGGUGGAUUAUAAAGUCAAAGCCUUACAGAACUAUUCUUGAAUCAUUGCAAACAUGUGAUUAAUUACUGUUUGUUUGGUUAGAGGGGUAUUUUUUUAAUUUAUUUGCAUGAUGUAUCUCAUAGAGUUGUUUGGAAAUCUUUUUUUUUCUUGAUGUUGUCAUUGUUUUUAUAGCUUAAGGUUAGUAUCCUGGAUUUAGCAGGGUGGCUUAUUAUUUUAACAGUUAAACUGAUGAUAGUAGACUAUGACUUUAUUGGUCUGUAACAUAUGAUAUAUAUGUUAUUUGCCUAAUAACAACUUAGGGUGUAUCUUCAUCAUCUCCUGAAGCAAAGCACAUUUAGAUGCUAGAUUCUAAAUCUGGGCAAUCAUAGUUUUUAUCAAUAACUCCUGUUAAACACCUACAUUUACAUUUUUUUUUAAAUAAAGUAUUGUUGUCUUAAAAGCUACAGUAUCCUAGUUAUCUUGGAGAUGGGUUUAUUGUAUAAAACUAGUUUUGGUCACGCUUUAUUUUAAGUGCCACAUUUUUAGUUUAUUAACUGUUAACAAAUUUUGUUCAUUUUGAGCUAAGUGUUAUAUAUUAAGAUACUUAUAAUCUAAUAUAACAUGCAGUGUUGUGUGAUGAACUGCUGUUAUGGAUUCUGUUCCCUGUCGGAGAGAUGAGGUUUAAAAGCUCUAUAACUAUGAAUGCAGACAACCCUGGCUCUUGCAUGAGAAAAUCCAGGAUGCUAACCCUAAACUAGUUGUAGUAUAUGUGGGAAAUGUGCCUUUGAACUGUAAUUUACAAAUAAAGUUACAGUUUUGCUUUAUUCUAUAAUCUGUCAAUUCCACAUAUGGUACCGUAGUCCUAGACAGUUAAACAUGGGUUACUGUUUGUGUGGAUUGUUAAUGUUUUGGGUAAGUACUUGACAUUUCUUUGGAGUCUUUGUGUGUCUAGGAAAUUAUGUGCAAAUUGAAAAACUGAACAGCAACUUUUAAACACAGCCACAUAGCCAGAAAAUACUCAGUAACUGCAGCUGGCUUGCAGAAUUUAACUGUUUAAUAAUAUAGACUAGUUUCAUCAUAAGAGUUAUUAAAAUACAUUUAGCUUCAGUCACAGGCAAAAAAUACGUGUGUUUCAGCUAAUUCAAAUUUUUAUAUAGGAAUGUUUUCAUGUAUUUGUAUUUUUUUAACCAUUGGGUGCCUUUGACACUGUUUAUUUAUUUUAAAGUGGUGGCGAUGGACCAAAGACACAAAACAUCUUAGUUUUAUUUGGGGUACAGGUACUUUAAAACAUUGGUCUGCUUUUCAUGUUGUUUUCUGUACAGAUAAUAGUGCUGGUGUCGAAUUUGAUUUAUGUCAUUAAAAAGUUGAAGAAAAAAAGUGUCUGCAAUUUUA
This is a messenger RNA of Polyodon spathula (Mississippi paddlefish), 4581 nucleotides long. RefSeq names its product carbohydrate sulfotransferase 3-like. Gene Ontology annotation, biological process: N-acetylglucosamine metabolic process; carbohydrate metabolic process. Gene Ontology annotation, cellular component: Golgi membrane. The transcript is spliced from 3 exons. Gene Ontology annotation, molecular function: chondroitin 6-sulfotransferase activity; N-acetylglucosamine 6-O-sulfotransferase activity. The record is from RefSeq and is a predicted model, not a curated record. Lineage: Eukaryota; Metazoa; Chordata; Actinopteri; Acipenseriformes; Polyodontidae. The coding region runs from base 612 to 1940 and encodes 442 amino acids.